Messenger RNA from Ruditapes philippinarum (Manila clam), 3839 nucleotides. RefSeq lists its product as uncharacterized. The record is from RefSeq and is a predicted model, not a curated record. The transcript is spliced from 4 exons. Bases 121 to 1140 code for a protein of 339 amino acids. Lineage: Eukaryota; Metazoa; Mollusca; Bivalvia; Venerida; Veneridae.
UAAGGAAUAAAUUUCUCCAUAAAGAAAACAUUUUAACUUAUUAAUUUUUGUAUUUUACAGCGUUUACACAGAUCUAUAACAAGUGCAGAACUAGUGCCUGCUCACGAGACUUGUAGAGAAAUGAUCGGUAUAAUGAAGAACAGAGAUUUUAUGAAACUAUUCCAGAAAAACACCAUAAAGACUAGCAAAAUGGCAGACGCAGCCAAAAGGAAACGAUUGAAUAGAAAUUUCUUCGACAUAAUAGAAAAAGCUAAAUGCCCAACGUCAAUAGCGAUGAAAGAAAUGCAAGAUAAUAACUUGUUUGGUGAUGAUUCACAACCAAGUACACCGGUGCCAAAGAUAACUGAAAUUUCUCUAAAGGAUAUAACCCAAGUAGUUGAUAUGGACGAGUUGAGAAAACAGAAUCUAGAGUUUAAGGGUAAUUGCGGUGAUUUGUUAUUACCAGUAAGGGAAACAAAUGUUGACGAUUGUUCAACAAAUGCAGGUUUCGAUUGGACACCUCCACAAAAAGAUGAGCAUGAUUUGUCCACGGAAAUUCUUUCAAGUUGCUCAUUUUCCAGCUCAUUUUCAACAGGAAACUCUAGUGUUCAGAAAAAUCCAGAUAAUUUUGAUCCGCUCAGAUAUAAAUCUGAAACACCACCCCUCAUUGAGUCAAGUUUACAAACGAUUUCAGAAACAAAUCUGGUGAAGAGAGAAGAGCAUGUGUAUGACGUCCCGUCUGAACUAGACCCCUGCCUUCCACUUCAAAAGAAGACUCCAAACGGGGACAUGUUUUCUGAUGAGUAUAAACCAAAGAGGAGAGAACUUUCAUUUUCACCCGACGCUUGUCCUCAAAAGGGCGGUGUUGUUUUGAACAAUGAGAAAGGUGUAUCUUCAUUUAGACGAUUAUCAAUACCUGAUACUAAGACGAAAGAAUCAAGAACUUUCCAUCCUCGAAAGCGACAAACUGUUCAUGGAAACAGAAGGGACAAAACACAAUCAAACUUGGACAUUGAACAUUUUAGCAAAGAGGAAUUACUGCUUAUGUGGAAAUCGUCCGAGCUUGAGCUCAGUAAUAAAUUAGAAGCUGCUGUGAAAGACAAACAAAGACUGGAAACAAAGUUAAACGCCCUUAAACUGCACAUGAGUACACCAGUUUGACAACACACCGGGAACAAGACUUACCUUUCGCUUCUGUUUAGUCAGUUUGCCCUGUUUCUUCGAGCAGGAGUCAGAGCACAUUUUAGGUAGAUUGAAUCUGCCUAUAGAAACUUGCCACGUGAGGAUGGGGAAGGAGACGCAUGUUGGAAAUCGUAAUGUAUAUUGGCUGAGGUUUCUAAACGAUUCACCGGAAACUUGAUUGAUUAAAAUGACUGUCGAAUUCUGUAAAAGGUUGAAGUGUAAUCGAAUGUUAAAUGGACAUUGUCAUUUGUAAACAUAGGCAAAUGAGAAGAUAGAUAAAUAAAUUAAAUCUUAAUCCAUAUUUUUUUCGUCAUAUUUUAACAAAAUAAAAACAAACAUCUGCUAUUUAAAGUAAUAGACCAACAGACUUUUGAAAAAUGUUAUUGAAAUGUGAUUGUAUAUCUAGUGUGACCAUAUAAUUCUAAAUUAGAGAUGCCAAGUGAAAUAGGAACGUAAAAGUUAAUUGGAAAACAUCAAAAGAUACUUAAGUAUUGAAAGAUUCUUACAGAUAUUCUUGUUUACUAAACAAACAUUUACAGACAUUUAGGAACAAGGAUUUAGAACAGAUUGAUAACACUGUAACGAAAAAAAUGUUGAAAAAUAUUGAAAAUGGUGUUGGUCAUUUAGUGUUGGAUUUUAGGGAGUAGCAAAUAUUUCAGAAAGGAAAAUUGAAUGUUGUCAAAUACCUUUUAAAAGCGAGUAUUAACUGUGUGUUAUUAUAUAAAAGAUAAUUAUCCAUCCAUUUGAACCAUUGUAGGUGAAGGUUAUGUACAAUCAUGUUGUUAUCCUCCAUUAUCAUUAUUUUACCCAUCCUGAUUUCAUUAUCAUCAUCAGUACAUUGAUCGUUCAACUACAUUAUCAACCUGUACAUUGUCACUGCAUUAUUAUUUUGAUAAUUCGUAUUGUUAAAUAUCAUCACUUGGUAACAUUGAAUCUGUUGUUGAAAAUAAGUUAUUAAAAUGCCUUUUUUGCGAUUUGUUCAUAUAGAAAUACAAGAACUGAGUUUUAUUUUAAUGUUUUCUUCAGAAAUUUUAUAGCUUAGGAUCAAGUCUUCUUGGAAAUGUAGUUUUGUAUCAUAUUUCAUGAUGAUAAUGGACAUGCCUUGAAAGGUACAUGUUUGGAUCAUUAAAAGACAUUAUUAGAGAAUGAACCAUAUUUGAUUUAAGAAUGUAAAAUCCUUUGACAGUAACUGCAAGCUUCAUUUUCACAACAUGGAAAGCACCUUUUUGUCUAUAUUCUCUACUAUAGAGGCAAAGUAUAAUACAUGUCACACUGCUAAACUUUUGGUCUUUGUUUUGAUUUGUCUUUGUCCUCAACUUCUGGUCUUUUUCUUGACAUGUCUUAUCAAGUGCCGGUCUUUGUCCCACAUGCCCUAUCAACUUCUUGUCUUGACUUAACGUAUCAACUUCUCUCCUGGAUUUUCCUUGACAUAUCCUAUUUUCCUUGACAUGUCCUACUAUAUUCUAGUUUUUGUUUGACAUGCCCUAUCAACUAUGGGUUUUUGUUUGACAUGCAAUAUCAACUUUUGCAAUACUAAUAUAUUUAAAAGUAAAUUGUCAAUUCAAACGUGUGUUGCCUGUCUGAGAAUAAUGAUUCUAUCACGUCCAAGGUUGUUAGUCAUUCGCUGGAAGAACGAAUGGUAGAUUAGUUAAAAAACAGAAUGCUCUAAUUGCUUUGAUAUUAUAAGCGAUACACUUCAUUUUAUAUUUUUGAUAAAAGAAAAAGAAUGAAAAGUACUUCAUUUUCUUGACUUGUCCAAUUGCAAUUUAUUUUGGAAACAAUAAUAAUUAUUCACAUAUACUUCCAACACCCAUCACUCGAAAGGGCAGUAAAAGAAUAGACAUAGUAUCUAAUUAUUUAUGUUAAAGAUUUUUAUAUAAAGAAAAUGUUUAAGAUAUUACAUUAUAAUAAAUGUGUUACUCUUCAUGCAUCUCUUUCCAGCUGAUUUUGAACAAAAAUCAUGUAGGGGAACUCUUACGCGAGCCUCCGUGUUUUCAAACAAAUAAAAUAAAUCAGAGCAAAACUUAGAGGACAAAAUAUUUACAUAAAUUUUCAGCACAAGAUAUCUUCAAUCUACACGGCUAGAUACGUUGAAACCAAUAUCCAUGUAACCGAAAAGUUUCCAUUUGAUUGGACAAUAAGUUUAGGUCACGAAUACAUCUAUAUGCUUCAAUUGGUGUAUGUUUGAUUUUGGUUACCGAAAUGAUCCAUAUUUUCUUACAAAUAAACAUUUUUUGAUAUGACUCUAUUAGUUUCAUUUCAGCAAUUGUCAUCAUUAUCUUGAUAGUCUUUAUUUUUUAUGUAACUGCUGCGACAUGAUACAAGUAUUUUUAUCUUUACUUAUAACUUUCAUUGUAGGCAGAUAGGUUUUGCAUUAGUGCUUUUAUCUUUAUUAAAAUAUACAGUAACAAUACAUCAUAUUAACAUCAAUUCUAUUUCUGCAAUUAAUGUUUGUUAUUUUUCAAGAUUUUUUUUCCUAAUUUUUCUAUGAAAUACUGCUGUGUUUUAACAUACUUCAUCAUACAUUGUUUAUUACAGAUGAAUUUAUUACUAACUUUACCCAAGACAAUAAGUAUUUUAUGAGAUGAAAAGACAUUAUAGAUAUGUGUGUAUCAUUUAAAAUUGUGAAAACGUAUGAUUCUUUUUGUUGAAUACCAUUGCCAAAAUAAAAAUAUUGA